CGUGCCUCGCAAACACUCUGCGACCAGUACUACUCAACAAGGUUUCAAACAAUGACCCGCAGAGUCUGAUACAGUAUUAUUUCGAGUUAUUAUGGCGUCCGUUGAGAAAAUUUUAGCUUCUUUGCUCCUGCUUUUGGGGGGCUGGUUGGAAGGAACCGCCGGCCAGUGCACCGUCCCCUACGUGAUCCGCGGGACAUGGUUCAGCUUCGAGAGCGGCCGCAACACCAUCACCGACAUCGAUCAGACGACGAUGUCCGGCCACGGAACCUGCGUCGCCGUCAAGGUGUACCGUCAUGACUUCAAGGCGUUCCUCUUCAAGGACAACGAGUGCUUCUACUGCGUCCACUUCAACGUGCGCACCGUCAACGUGCUAGAGAAGAGCGAGACCGGCUGCGUGACCUUCCCCACGGGCUACACGCCGUCGCUGGACGAGGCGUGUAGCGAGAUGGACAAGAACCAGGCGCUCAUCACCAUGUUUAACGAGAACUACGUGCCCAAGAACUGUCGCUCGGCCAUCGAGGGCGUGUGGCACUUCGCUUACCAGAACAGAUUCAGCUUCACCGGCGAGUGCAACCACCCUGAGGCCAAGAUCCAGUCGUGCCAGGAGCCCGGCAACCAGUUCCUCAUCGCCAACCAGAAGUUCAACAUCACUUUCAAGAAGUGUGAAGGAAUCAAGGAGUCCUUCGAGGGAGCCAAGGAAUUCUCGUGUCUCGGCGACUGGUUCGUGGGCAAGAACCACUACUUCGCCGUGGCCAACACGAAGGAGUCUCGGAAGGACGAAAAGUACCGCUGCUUCGUCAGGAACAGGGACGACGACAUUUACAUGGGCCACUCCAUCACGCCGGAGUGCUCGGUCCUGAACACGCCAGAGAACAGUCCUUUCAGGUUCAGGAUGGACCCAGUGAAACAAGAGACGGUGAACCCCGGGUGCCUGUUGCCGAAGAACUUUAGCGGGGAGUGGGUCAACACUGCCCACACCGAGGCCGACGUCUUCAUCAACCAGACCCACAUCAUCGAGACAACCUACCCGGAUGAGGGUCGCUUCAGGAGGACUAUUUACGUCUGCAGAGAACAGAGAGACAAUCGAUACAUGAUGGCCAGGCUCAACAUCGACGGUUGCCAGAAGGACUACGUGUGCUUCGAGUUCGUCCCUCGCCACCACAACAUCAUCCGCUUCAGGAAGGGGAGGGAGAUGAUCAGGGAGGAGUUCUCGACCGUAUGCUCGUAUGUGCAGUUCCAGAGCGGCCGGGAGUGGAACUACGACCUCAUGUUAGCCAAGGACCCGGUGCCCGUCAAGUGCCCAGUGGCUGGCAAGUUCAACUUCACCCAAACUGGAGAGCUGAAGUUCGAGACCCGUAUCCUUGGGGGCGUGACCAAGAGCCCUUGGGACCACAUCUACUGUCGAGAGAACAUCUCCGACCUUUCGGUCUGCGACCAAGACCAGAAAGAGAUGUGGAUCGAUGCCCAUUACUGUAUUAGCGUCGACGCCUACGGCAGACAUGUUGAUAUUUAUUCUGACCCAGACUACAAGCUGAAGUGCGUCGGGUACUGGAAGGAGAACCUCAAGUCCUACCUGAUUACGUACGACGAGCUUGAUCCUUACUCGAAGUACAGAUGCUGGAUUUACCAGAGAGCUGACCUGAACAAGAUCCUGAUGUCCCAGAGCGUCGGCCCCUUCUGCAACCUGCAUCAGACGGUGCACGGCACGGGAGGAGGCUCGGCCGUGUCGAUCAAGAUGGUGGAGUACGAGAGAGAACACGACCGGUGCCCCAUGCACUUCGACGACGGUGCCAACCCCUGGCAGGAGCCCGGCAGCCAGGUCCACAAGUUCCGUUUCACAGGCGGCUCGGAAUUCGUCGGCGCCUCCCUCGUCACGAUCCUGCUCAGCUUCUUCGUCAGUUGGCUGCUCUCGAGGAAGCCCUAAGAGAACCCGCAGGAAGAGGCCAGCUGGAGAGGCGCCUCAGAGGCCGGGGAUUGGCGAGUGCGAAGGUGUUCUGCCCGAAGAGGUUUCCCUUCAGUGAGAGCAAUGAUGCUUUGGAUGAGAGCGUUGCGAGUGAAAUAGGAACUGGAAAGAUUAUGUAGUGAACAAAAUUAAUGUAUGUUCUUCAUAUUGAUGCCAGCGCAUGGACAUACGAAAAUCUAAUGAAGCUCUUCAGAUACUUGCGCAAUAUUUUUAAUUAUUUGGAAAAGUAGUAGUGAGUUUUGUACUGUAUUAUCAGGUUCGUGGAUUCAUUUACUAGAUUCUGACAGUUAUUUGGAAUAACAAUGUGUGCAUGUGUGUAUAUAAGUUAGAAUCAAAGAUUCGUUUCCUGAAUCUGGUUUUUAGUUAUAAGUAUGAAAUGUUUGUUUAAGAAAACACUUUAUAUUGAUACUAAUGUUUUGUUAACUGUAUAUAACAUGUGUUCAACCAAUUACAUUAGAUGUUUUAGUUGUGUCUGUGUUGAUAAACACAGUUAUCAUUAUACAGCUGCAAUUCUAAUUUAGUGUACACGUUACACCAUCACACCAUUUUUAUGUACUUUGUAUACAUUUUUGUGAUAUGAUACCGUUUUUCUUCGUGUACUUUAUUUGUAUUUUUUUGAUGAAGGACCUCGACUAAGACCAAAUACGGGCCCAGUGACGAAUCUGAUCAUGUUAAAGGUAUAAAUUAUAAUCGUAAUUAAUUCACAAAAUAUUUAGAAUCACAAUUAUAGUUAUUGACACGUUAUCUGAUACAGAUCUUCUAAUGGGUUUUACAUCCCUGCAAACUGGGACACCAUGCUAUUCCAUGGUCAACUAAGUUUCGCAUUUUUACUUAUUUUUCAUCCGUCCGAAAUGAGUGACCAAACUUACCUUCCUAUUUUGGCUUUUUAUCUGUGAAAUCCAGAGAAAAGCGCUGUUCUCUUCGCAGCUUGAAGCACGAGAAGGGAAUGAAAAGUUGCCAAAUUAUAUCUCUGUAUGACUGUCACAAAACUCUGUGCUCACUCUGUACUUAGCUUUUCAUAUGUGUACUUUGAAACUGUAUUCCGUCCAGUGGAAAGCAUACAAGAAAUAUAUUAUUUUUCUCUACUUUUGAAUAAAUGUUUGUUUCAAA
Molecule: messenger RNA, 3073 nt
Organism: Penaeus chinensis
Lineage: Eukaryota; Metazoa; Arthropoda; Malacostraca; Decapoda; Penaeidae
Exons: 11
Coding region: 92-1924 (610 amino acids)
Source: RefSeq, a predicted model, not a curated record